Molecule: messenger RNA, 2722 nt
Organism: Lytechinus variegatus (green sea urchin)
Lineage: Eukaryota; Metazoa; Echinodermata; Echinoidea; Temnopleuroida; Toxopneustidae
Exons: 8
Coding region: 160-2469 (769 amino acids)
Biological process (GO): netrin-activated signaling pathway
Cellular component (GO): membrane
Molecular function (GO): protein binding; netrin receptor activity
Source: RefSeq, a predicted model, not a curated record
GAUGAAACUUGUUUAGAAUUUGAACACAUAUUUCCACUUGGUUUAAAAGAAGUUAUCUCUGCAUUGGUUCCAUUGUGCCAAGCAGUGCAACAUAUUACCAUUGACUGUCAUGAGUUAGAUUUGUAUAUUCCUGCACAUGACACAAGACCUUUCAUUCCAAUGAGAUCAGUCCUCACCGUUUGCAUUAGCUACAGGUACUCCGGAUCCCCGGAUACACCAAUCCUAUCGAUUCUCAGUGAUUGUUUUCCAAAUGCAAAGAGUCUUGAGCUAUCUGGCGACAGUAGAGAUUUCACACACACUCGGAAAUACCAUUCCGACCCCCCACUGUCUUCCUGGAGACAGGUAAAAUUAGACUUGCGGAACGGACACCCAAGAGACUUCGUCACUCUGGAGACCAUCUUCCUCUCCCUUUCUUCUGCCUGUCAAAACAUAGAAUCACUCUUCAUCAAAAGCCGUAAAGCUUUCCAAUGGGGCAAGUCAAGCACAACCAUCAAAGCAUGUAAACUACCUUUUCUGACUGAUAUCCAUCUUGAAACUCGGCGUGAAGAGCACUAUACACUUCAACUGAUAAAAUACUUGCUAUAUGACGUGAAUCCUGGUUUGAAGUUUGUCAAAGUAGAAAGUGUACAGCUAGGAAACGUAGUAUUGGAGAGUGUUGAAUGGUCCCGAACAUCUUCAGAUUGUGGGUUGCAAAUUAAAGGAGCAUCAGCGGCUGUACCCAUAACUGAGUUGAUUGAUCUUACAACUAGUGACCUUAAAGAGGUUACCGUCUUAACACUUGUCAGUUGCGAGAUUGAUUUUUGUCAGUCUGAAAGUAAGUCCCUGCAAAGCCCGAAGGAAGUUGGUACACUGCGGGAAAUCAGGUUCGUUGGUUCAGAAAACCCACUUUCCGAAUCUGACAGGAACAAGCUUUCGGAGUUGUAUCCUAAUGUCAAAGUGACUGAAAACCAGGAGAGCCAGGAAUCAUCUGAAGAAUCUCAGGAGGGUGCAGGGAUACCAUCCAAGUUGGACAAAGCCUCCUCUCAAUCACUCAAGACAUCUGCCAUAGAUGAACUUGUUGAGGAAAAGGUCGAAUUUCAUGAAGAUGCAGGCUCAAAGAACCCUGAAGGUGGAGAAGAAGAAACCUCAUGGCAAGAAAAAGAAGAGGAAUUUGACGUCAACCAAGGAAGCCUGCCCAAUGAAUCAGUACCUGAUGAAGGAGAUGUCAAAACAACCAAAGAGUGCUGCAAAAGAUUUGGAGCUGAUGGUGGCAAACUGCAACUAGAGUCCUUUGGGAUUGAACUUGAGAUACCUCCUGGUGCAAUCGACAGCAAAGAGCCACAGGAAAUCUCUCUUCAUGUUCUGACCGAUACUCCUAAUCUGGGUGACACCAAAGACGAGAUGUCAGUCUGCUUUGGUGUCCAGUGCUUAGCUCCUGAUGACUUAGUUCUUAAGUUACCGGUGACUUACACAAUACCUCAUUGCGCUGUUGCAAUACGGUACUCCGGUUUAAAGGCAGUCUUGUACUCAGGAGAGGGGGAAUACUCACCUCAUGCAGUUUUUACAGAACGGAAAGUACUCUCAAGGUCUGGAAUACCCAGUUGUAACAUUAUGAAGGACGUGCUCGAACUCAAGAUGGAUCAUUUUUCGUGGGCGAAGAUUAAGAUCGGGAUUAAGAGCUUCUUCUUCCGCGGAAAGAAGAUGGGCUGUUGGCCAUUUAAACAGAUGAACCUGCCCCUAGCCAAGACACCCGUCAUCUUACAUGUACACCUUUAUGACGAUGUGAAAGGGAACAAAAAGGUAGUGAGAGAGGAUGAAGAGGAAAUGAAAUUUACUCCUGCUCAUAUCGAACAAAAUGUCUUCAUCAAGAAGGUAGCAGUUGAUCUUGAAAUGGGAUGCUAUGUCGAGAAGAAGAAAAUCGGAGAUAUUGCUGUCGUAUCAUUCGAUAGACUAACAAGUGGAACCAGGAUUUGUCAGCCAUUUGAACUGGAUUUCAGUAAUCAUCCAGACAAUAUUGCAGUAUUACUUCAAGCAGGACAAACCAAGAAACUGGAGGUCGAAUGUUUAUUCCCAUUAGACUUUCCCAGUCCUCAGAAAGCAGAAAAGGCUACGCAACAUGAUACAGGAGUAGAACAGAGUGCAACAAGUUUAAAGACCGUGCAGACAUCAAUUCAAAGAAGAGAGGGAACCUUAGGGAUCAAUCCAACUAGAGAGAGGGACUUUGAUGACAUCUUGAAAACCAUUGCAGAUAAAGUUGGCACACGAAAAGAGAUAGAUGAUCUGGGAAAGUCUCUUUGCUUUGGACCAGAGGAUAUCGGCCGUUUCGUUGAGGAGAACAUGAAAGAGACAGGAGUGUCGUAUAUGGGAACUCUUUCAAUGCUCCGUAAGUGGAGGAAGAAGCAAACAAAAAAUACAGAGCUGAAAGCCUUGCAGACUGCUCUAAAAGAGGCUGGUCAAAUCCAUCUCGCUGCUGAACUAUUUGGUGACUGACUUAAUGGACCUCAGGAUUUUUUUUGGUCUAUGAACUAUGUUCAAAGGAGGAUUAAAUAGAGGCAGUCAGUUGGCAGGUCCUCAAAAAGUAGCUUCUUUUAUCCUAGUGAUAUUCAUGAUUAGAGGGUGUUUGCAUUAUUUUCAUGCAACCGAAGUUGUUGUUUUAUACUUAAUUUCUGUUUGAGCCUAAAUGAUCUUAAAAGCUUUUAAGACGAGAAGCUUUAGUUUGAUUUAGGUUUUAUAAGAAGAGGUG